GUAAUGCAUCUCUUUCACUUGAAAUCUGGGGGCCGUCUUAAGAGUCAAGCCGCACCACCGACUCUAGAGAAAGCUCGUCGCCCAUGGACCCGAACCGGCCGCCCGAUAUGCUACCGACAAACCACCGUUUCGGCGGCAGCCAGAUCCAACAAAACCCUAGGAGCUCCGGGCACCGGAGGGCCCAAUCCGAGACCUUCUACCGCUUCCCUGAAGAAUUCCUGUUCGACUCGGACCCGGAUUUCAACCUCGCUGACAUCGAGUUCCCCUCACUUUCCGAUGACAACAUCUCCGGCAGUAGUUCCACCGCCGCUCCUGCGAUUUCUACUGAGUCCGGCGGAAAAUUGGAGCAUUCGAAGGCGCAAACAGCGUCGAGGACCGCCGGAGGUGGAGCUCACUUGAGGAGCUUAUCGGUCGAUGCGGCGUUCUUCGAGGGGAUGGGGUUCCAAGGAGCUGGCGUUCCUGGUGGUGCGACCGUGGAGAAGAAACCGCAGCAUCGGCACAGCAGUUCUAUGGAUGGGGCUUCGUCUUCGUUCGAAGGAGAGUCUCCGCCGUCGCAGUCGGAUUACGCGAAGAAGGCGAUAGCGGCGGAUAAGCUUGCGGAGCUGGCUUUGAUCGAUCCGAAGAGAGCCAAAAGAAUUCUUGCAAACAGACAAUCUGCUGCAAGAUUCCAUUCUUAUAUGUUUACUAGUGAGCUUGAGCGCAAGGUGCAAACGCUUCAGACAGAGGCAACUACCCUCUCAGCACAGCUUACUCUGCUGCAGAGGGACACGACUGGUUUAACUACUGAGAAUAGGGAACUGAAGUUGAGGUUGCAGUCUAUGGAACAGCAGGCUCAUCUCCGGGAUGCUCUGAACGAGGCAUUAAGGGAGGAAGUUCAGCGGCUCAAGAUAGCAACUGGGCAGAUCUCAAACGUUAAUGGGAACCCGUUCAACAGAGGAUUUCAGCAAUCUGCUGCACCUUUCUUCCCUCACCAACAACACCUUCCAAACCAACCUAAUCAUCAGCCUCAACAGCUGCUUUCUGCUCCCGUUACCAACAAUCGAGCUCAUCAUCACAACUCGCCUCAGCUACAGACACCAUCGAACGGACUAUCUUUCGGCGACCGGAGCACCCAUGAUUCUAUGGACAUAAUGUAAUAAUGAUGAAUCAAAUGUUGAAGAAUUUCCUCCUUUUUACGAAUUAGCUCAAGUUGUAUUACAUGUGAAAUGCAAAUCAGAUUGUCUUUUGGUGGCUAGGGAAAUGAGGUUAUUUGUAUAAUUUUGUUAUAGUUUUAAGAUUGUAUUUUGUAUGACAUCAUGCAGUUGUUCGUAAUAAUUGUAUUAUUUA
Molecule: messenger RNA, 1326 nt
Organism: Phalaenopsis equestris
Lineage: Eukaryota; Viridiplantae; Streptophyta; Magnoliopsida; Asparagales; Orchidaceae
Product: transcription factor VIP1-like
Exons: 6
Coding region: 84-1136 (350 amino acids)
Biological process (GO): regulation of DNA-templated transcription
Cellular component (GO): nucleus
Molecular function (GO): DNA-binding transcription factor activity
Source: RefSeq, a predicted model, not a curated record